AUGUCCAAGGGCAACAUUGAGUUCACCACAUCCAACAACAACACUGGGAACACCACAUCCAAUGGCAGCACUGGGACCACCACGUUGAACGGCAACAUUGAGACCACCAUGUCCAAUGGCAGCACUGGGACCACCAUGUCUGAUGGCAGCACUGGGAUCACCACCUCUGACAGCAGCACUGGGACCACCACAUGCAAUAGCAGUAUCAGGACCACCACAUCCAAUGGCAACAUUGGGACCAUCACCUCUGAGAGCAACACUGGUAUUGUCAUGCCUGAUGGCAAUAUUGAGACCACCAUGUGCAAUGACAACAUUAGGACCACCACCUCUGACAGCAGCACUGGGACCACCACAUCUGAUGGGGUCCCAGCUCAGCCCCCUGAGCAUCCCUGUGCCAG
Molecule: messenger RNA, 398 nt
Organism: Acanthisitta chloris (rifleman)
Lineage: Eukaryota; Metazoa; Chordata; Aves; Passeriformes; Acanthisittidae
Product: sericin-1-like
Exons: 1
Source: RefSeq, a predicted model, not a curated record